AGAAAUAUAAGCUAACGUGUAUAGAAAUGGCGGUUAUUGUAGUAAUAUCGUAUCCAAUCGAUAAUUUCCACCACCAGCCAAUAAAUUAAGGAAAAUAUACCUCUGGACGAGUACGUAAAGGUGCUAGGUUUUGUGCACGAUGAAAUAUUCAUUCUUUUUAUAGGCUAUGGCCUAUGGUUAUUGAUAUACAAAGUAGUGGUAGGCUUGGGCUUGGACAGGUCUGCGAAACAUACUAAAUGGUUGAAUGGUUAGAAGUCCAUAGAAUACUUUACUUGCCAAGAUUAACCGACCAUCGUAUUUAUUAAUCAUCAUAACAAAUAAUGUGGGUGACCGAAUAGAAACAUUUCUCCGCAUAACACGGUACUCCUCCCAACUAAGAUAAAUAACUAACUACAAAUCUAAUCGUUUGGGAGCUCAAUUUAGACAACCACUGAUACGAAUUAAGGAAAUGCUUGAUGAAACCAGGUGAAUCCACCUGUUGCUGCCUCUGCACUGCGCUGGAUAGAUGGGACCAGGAGGCGCAGAUGGCACUGUAUUGUUUGAUGUAUUCAGUGGUUCUACAAUAAUGUCUUCGACAAAUGUUAAUUGAAAGCGUUUGAUACAGGAGAUAUGGAAGCAUUUAAAAAAUACAAACUUUGUCUUAAAGAACUUGAUUACCCAAACGUAAAUGCCCUCGAUGAAGAACAAAUACCAAGUAUAUUUUCUUUAAAUAACCAAAGGUUUCUUUUAUCAUGGAUUAUGACGAAACUGAAUCCAGGAACACUAACUAUAGAUGAACCUUCUAAACUAUCAGAAACAGCAAUUGAGGACUAUUUUCGUCAACAAGGCCUUUGUAAAUCAUCACAAAAAUUAUUUAGCUCAGAAAGUGUUGACGUACAGAUAAUAUUCUUUGACCGAAUUUUUGAAUAUCUCAGACAACUUAAAAAUAGCAGGGAAGUAGAUGACGCAGACGAGAUCCUACAAUACGAAGAUGUUGUUAAUCUUUUAUCGAAAAAUGUUAAUUUAUUUCCCAGUUUUGGACCUGUAACAAAAUACACUCCAGAGAAAAGGAAGAAUACUCUCUCAACAUGCAAACAACAGAUAGACAUUUUAAAAGGCAAAAUCAAUAUGGAUUUAGUAAAUGUCACUGAUAAAAUAGAUUUCAAUGAUCUGUUGUUUAAUGAGAGUGACAUUAAACGAAAAGAAAACUUAAAGAAAUUUGUCAACAAUUUGACUACUGCUGUAUGUAUGAUUAAAGAAACGGAUAGAGAAAGUGAAGAUGAUACAUUUAAUAUUGGAAAUGAUGUUAAACAAGAUUUGGAAACCUGUUGCAUGGAAAUGAAGACAAUUUUACAGUAUUUUAAAAGUAUCAACUUGGGCCACGAGAUCAGUAAACAAGCUACAGCCAUCAUAUCCACUAAACCCGAUGAUGACUUUACUCCUGUUCUAAGGCAGUACGCAGAGGAAUUUUCUACAACAGUGAAAUUGCUACAAGAUUAACGAAAUAUUAUUUGUAAGGCUUAUCUUUUAAUAAGAAUCUCAGCAUUAAUUUUUUACACUGCUUUAUUUCAACUGUAAAAAUGUUACAUUACUAUCUUUAUAUUAAAGUAUUUUUUUCUAUGGCA
Molecule: messenger RNA, 1604 nt
Organism: Photinus pyralis (common eastern firefly)
Lineage: Eukaryota; Metazoa; Arthropoda; Insecta; Coleoptera; Lampyridae
Exons: 6
Coding region: 610-1479 (289 amino acids)
Source: RefSeq, a predicted model, not a curated record